This is a messenger RNA of Hemibagrus wyckioides, 2831 nucleotides long. RefSeq names its product DEP domain containing MTOR-interacting protein (gene deptor). Gene Ontology annotation, biological process: negative regulation of TOR signaling; intracellular signal transduction. The coding region runs from base 396 to 1586 and encodes 396 amino acids. The record is from RefSeq and is a predicted model, not a curated record. Gene Ontology annotation, molecular function: protein binding. Lineage: Eukaryota; Metazoa; Chordata; Actinopteri; Siluriformes; Bagridae. The transcript has 11 exons.
GCUGCUCACAGCUCGAGGCGUGCUUUAGGAGCAGGAUAGUAAACAAUCAGCAGUCAUCUGGACUGACACCCUGGACCACUCAUGAUUUUGACACAUGAUCAUUAAUUCAUUUACAGCCUUGAAGAACAAAAACAACAACAAUUCGCAUAUGCAUUUUUUUUAAUUUUCUACACAGAAGUGCCUUUGUGUGACUGGAAAGCGCGAGCGCUUUGCUUAAUGGGAUACAAUAGGCACAAGUUUACGCCUGUCAGUUGGAUUUUAACAGCCAUUGAACACACAGUGGCUGGAUGAGUCAAGCUCCAGUUAUGGACGGAUCGACACUGCGGUGACCUUAAAACAUUAUUCAGAAUUUGUUGGAAAUACUUUUAUAGUCAUAUCAAAUCAAAAAAAAAGAGAUGGACUCGAUCGGGAACACCAUGCAGAACAAGGCUGCCGAGCUGGAGCGCAUGGCUGAAGUCCUCAUUACAGGCGAGCAGUUGAGACUGCGGCUUCAUGAGGGCAAAGUCAUCAAAGACCGGAGGCAUCAUCUCCGUACCUACCCCAACUGCUUUGUAGCUAAGGAGCUUAUUGAUUGGUUGAUCGAACACAAGGAGGCCACAGACAGAGAUAUGGCCAUCAAGAUCAUGCAGAAGUUGCUGGAACAAAGUAUCAUCCAUCAUGUUUGUGAUGAGCACAAGGAGUUCAAAGACAUGAAGCUGUUUUACCGCUUCAGGAAAGAUGACGGAACGUUUCCUCUGGACAGCGAGGCUAAAGUUUUCAUGAGAGGCCAAAGGAUAUAUGAGAAAUUGAUGAAUGCAGAGAACAGCCUUCUAAAGACGCGUGAGGAGGAGAACAUUCCCUAUGAGCGCACACUGGUGGCCUCUGAGUUUAUUGACUGGCUCUUGCAGGAGGGAGAAAUUACCACCAGAGAGGAGGCAGAGCAACUUGGACGGAGACUGCUGGAGCAUGGAAUCAUUCAGCAUGUCACCAACAAGCAUCACUUUUCGGAUGGUGACCUCCUGUUUCAAUUCCGGAUGAAUUUCCGGCGCCGGCGGAGACUGAUGGAGCUGCUGAAUGAGCGAACUCGGGUGAUUCCAGAGAGCCACGACAGCCCGUUCUGUCUGCGGAAACAGAACACGGAGAUCAGCAACAACAGCUUCCUCUCUGUGAGCCCCACUAAAGAGAUUAAGGUGGUAUCUGCAGUGAGGCGCAGCAGUAUGAGCAGUAGCUGUGGCAGCAGUGGGUAUUACAGCAGCAGUCCCACUCUGAGUAGCAGUCCUCCUGUGCUCUGCAACCCCAAAUCUGUGCUGAAAAGACAAGUAAGCCCAGAGGAGCUGCAGACUCCAGGAGGCACCUUCAUAAAGAAGACAUUCACUAUUGUAGGUGAUGCAGUGGGAUGGGGUUUUGUGGUCAGAGGAAAUAAACCCUGCCACAUCCAGGCUGUUGACCCCAGUGGACCUGCUGCAGCAGCAGGGAUGAAGGUGUGUCAGUUUGUGGUGUCGGUUAAUGGGCUGAAUGUGUUAAAUCUGGACUACAGGACCGUCAGUAACCUCAUCCUCACAGGACCCAGGACUGUGGUCAUGGAGGUCAUGGAAGAGUGUCAGUGAAAAUCUGUUUUGGUGGAAUCUUCAGCAGAAUGUUCUAGAGAUCCAGUCAUGUCAGUGGUCUUAUCACUAUUACUUCUAAAUUCGGUGACUUCGGUGACACGACUUCCUGUCUGCGCAUCACAUCAUUCUCCGACAGAGGAACAAAAGGGAAGUGUGUCAAGUCAUGCCAUCGUAACAAACUGUGUACAGAUUGGAGAAAUUGUUCUGCCUAGAUUUAUGAUAUGCUUCUUGAAUACGGGAAUCCAUUCCGAAACUUUUUGUGUGUAGCAUUCAAGUGAUGACCAAUAGCUUCGUUUAGGCUUGAGUGAGGUUUAUGUGUAGCUGAGCAAGGCUAACAAUAUCAUACUGUUGUGUUGCAGUGUUGCAGUGCAGUCGAGCAUGGAUAACAAAGUGUCAAUUCCACACAUUUUCAGGGCUAAGUGUCAAUAGGUCAUAUUUUGAGACACCCGAAAGUUCUUUAUCAUUAGGAUUUAAAAGGGAAAAGCUUUACCUCGGCAGUGUCAGAAAUAUGUCAUGUUUUUGUUUUGGUUUUUUUGCAUCCGUAAACUUUAAUGAAGAAAAAUGUUGACAUUCAAAAGAAGAGCACUUGUAUCUGAUUUCUAUAGGUCUUCAAGUUUUGUAAGUAAAUAUAGGACCCGUUUAAAAACAUCAUCAUGUUGUAACCAAUUUACACUGCAGAAAAAUGUCAGUUUAGCACAGGAAAAUAUCUUGAAAAGAAUAAAUUGACCCUCUAUGAUAAGAUUACAUUUACCCAAAUAUAAGAUUAUUAAAUCUGUUCAUUUUUCUUUCAAGUUUCUUAUUUCAUGAGCAGAAAAUGUUGCUUCUUUCGAGCAAAAUUAUCACGACUAUCUAUUUUUAAAAGGAAAUGCUAACCAAUGUUUUACUCCUUCCGAUCUAUCAAGAUAUUUUCACUUGCUAGGAUGACAAUUUUGACAGUGUAGUUAAAGUGAAAGCGUCUGCUAGGCAACUGGAAAGCUUUUUUUUUAAGCUUCUUUCAUAAUGUGAAACAUACAGUAGCAAUAGUGGUAACAUAUUUUUUCAUAUUAAGGUUCCUGUGUUUAUUUCAUUUAUCAAGUCACACGUGUUAAACCUAGCAUUAAUACUCUUGAGUAAUUUAACUGAGGUUUAAAUGCUAAUUUAAUACGACAGCAUUGAAUCCUUGACUAAAAAUAAGUCCACAGAAAUGAGAAAAAAAAAAAGAAAUAAAUUACUCCGUGUUCCUAAAUGUGGCCAUUUUACAGAAAU